Helianthus annuus (common sunflower) is the source of this 2353-nucleotide messenger RNA. RefSeq names its product nifU-like protein 4, mitochondrial. The coding region runs from base 1372 to 2097 and encodes 241 amino acids. Gene Ontology annotation, cellular component: mitochondrion. Lineage: Eukaryota; Viridiplantae; Streptophyta; Magnoliopsida; Asterales; Asteraceae. Gene Ontology annotation, molecular function: iron ion binding; iron-sulfur cluster binding. Gene Ontology annotation, biological process: iron-sulfur cluster assembly. The record is from RefSeq and is a predicted model, not a curated record. The transcript has 7 exons.
UCUUCUCCGGUGUUUCUGUAUCUCGGUUCCUUCUCUGAGUUGUCUCUGUUGCCUAUAAGUUUGGAUUUUGUGUUAUUUUGUUGUCUGUCCAUCCUGUUCAUCUGUCUUUGCGUCGUAAGCUCUUCUCAUCACGUGAUAGUCAUCGGUAUGAUUCAUCAAUUUCUGUAUGUUAGACAUGAUUUUAUUAGCUAUGAUGCAACGAAAAGUUGACUGUUGAUGAUCCAGGUGUUGUUUUGCUUUGGAUUUUGAGUAAGUAGCUGUUUGUUGUAAGAUGAGUUUCGAUUUAAUGAGAUUUGUAACCUAAUGCUUCGAUUGUUGGUUGUUUUGAAGUUUUUGUCAAGGUAUUGAAAUAAUCUAUGUUUGUUUAUUUGCUUUAAAACUAAAAAGCCAACGACCCUUUCUCUUCCGCCACCGCUACGGAACCCUCAAUUAGCCGUCAUUGUCUUCCACCCUAUACUACUUUGAGGGGUUUCCUUCACUAAGAUGCAUCUCACAACUAUUUUAUAUAUCUUUUUUAGAUUUUAAAAGUGAAUUCCAUAUAUUUCUUUUCUAAAUUUUAAAAUAAAAUAUUUAUCCAACUAAAAAAUGUAAAUCAAAUACAUCUGAUAUAAACUUUAAAACUCUUAUACCGUCCAUCAUUUAAUUUAAAAAAAAAUGUUGAGAUGUAUUCCCACUUUACCUUUUAUAUUGAAUAAAUGUAUAAUAGUUUUUGCGUUUGUGUUGCAGGAGCUGGUACUACCCGAUCAAGUUAGUAUACAAUAUGUUUUGUAUUUGUUUUUUUAGUUGUCUGUUAAGUAAGUUUUUUGUUAGUUAAAACCUUAGUAGAAUCAAUAUCUACUUUAUAUUUACUUCACGAAAAUGGGAUGUACACCUGAUGAAUAUAUUCCUUGUAUUUGCUCUUACUAAUUUUUUAUAAUCUACUAUACUAAGUUACAUGUAUUUAUUAAAUACAGCAAAGCAAGUUUACAUGCAAAGAAUGGGUAACUGAAAUCACUCUAAAUCGUAAAUGGUUUCGUUUGUGAGGAUGAUGGCUGUGUUCCUUGCCCUGUUUUCAUGUAAACUUCAUCGUCAGAUUUUACAAAAAAUAAUAUUUGGUUCAUGGUAUAUUCAGUUUUGUAUUUAUCUUCUCAAAUUAUCAGGUACAAUGGUACAAAUGUUGGAUAAAUCAUGCUAUGACAUGGUGGUCAAGGACGGACAUACGAUCCAGAAAUCAUGCCUAUAGAAAUCUUUAAUAUUCUCGAAGAAUUACACCUAUUGAUAUGUCCAUAAGAGAACGGGGAACAUGGCUAUGAACAAAGCUGCCUAUAAUCCCAGCGACCCCAGAUCCUAAAACAGGGACAUCAAAAAAAAGAAUGCAAUGAUCACCAGAUAAUGAAACAACAGGAAGGCAAGCAAAACAGUAAAAGGAUACUGGGCAAGGCAAUUUUUUGGGUGGCCGAAACAACUCCAGAUGCAUCUAACAAGACGGGCAUUUUCCAGAAGAGGACAAUGUUUAUCCAAACACAAUCCACUCCCAAUCCUCUAUCAUUAAUGUUUUAUCCCGGGAAGCCAGUGAUGGAAGUUGGGAGUGCAGACUUCCCAAAUGCCCGUUCGGCUAUGAAUUCUCCACUAGCAAAGGCCCUUUAUGGAAUCGAUGGAAUUACUCGUGUGUUCUUCGGUUCAGAUUUUGUAACUGUAACAAAGUCUGAAGAUGCUUCUUGGGAUUUUCUAAAACCUGAAAUAUUUGCAGCAAUUAUGGACUUUUACUCGUCUGGCAAGCCACUAUUUCUGGACGCAGCUACUUCGGCUUCUAUGGAUACAGCGAUCCAUGAAGAUGACUCAGAAACUGUUGCAAUGAUUAAAGAGCUAUUGGAAACUCGUAUACGACCUGCUGUGCAGGAUGAUGGCGGGGACAUUGAGUACAUAGGAUUUGAUCCAGAAUCUGGAGUUGUGAAGCUUAAAAUGCAAGGAGCGUGUAGCGGGUGUCCCAGCUCAUCUGUCACUUUGAAAUCAGGAAUUGAAAAUAUGCUGAUGCAUUAUGUGCCGGAGGUUAAAGCGGUGGAACAGGAAUUUGAUGCUGAAGAUGAAAAUGGAGAAUUAACGAGCCAGCUGGACUGAGGUGACUGUAUUUCUUUGUUGAUCAAAUGGACACUAAUAUGAGUAAAAAAAAAACAGAAAAAUCAGAACCAAGUUUUUCAACAUUGGUUUGUGACCAUUGUAUUGUAUGCAACUCUAUGUUCUGAUCAUUAGAUGCAAGUCAUGCAACUCAAUAAUUGCACACAUAUAGGCUGUAGGAGCAUUUUGGCUGGUCCAAGGGCAUUCUAGAGUUAUUAUUCGACACUUUUUCUUUCGGACUUUAAAGUUGUUUUCUUUA